Naegleria lovaniensis is the source of this 1062-nucleotide messenger RNA. RefSeq lists its product as uncharacterized. NCBI's taxonomy places the organism in Eukaryota, Heterolobosea, Eutetramitea, Acrasida, Naegleriidae. The transcript has a single exon. The record is from RefSeq and is a predicted model, not a curated record. The coding region runs from base 1 to 1062 and encodes 353 amino acids.
AUGUUCCUCUCUCAACUAUUAACUGACCUCAACCAGUCUCUCUUCUUUCCAUUACUACUAGCACUAACCGUCAUCCUAUUUAUACUUUGGGUGAUUAAGAUUUAUAUCAUCAAUGGACGUUCAGUGCAUCCAAACCUUCUUCAAUCUUGUCACAUGACUAACAAGAUUUGCAUCAUCACUGGUGCGUCGGUUGGAGCUCUAGGAUACGAAGCUGCCAAGCAAUUGGCCAAACUAGGUGCCACUGUUGUAUUAAUCGUGUAUAACAUGCAAAUUGGAAAUGAUGUAACGGCCAAGCUUAAAGAUGAACUUGGAGAAGUAAAAGUUGAAUAUCUAGUGGCAGAUUUGAGUGAAUUGGAACAAGUACGACAAGUGGCAUGCAAAAUCAGAAGCAAGUUUGGUCGAGUGGAUAUUUUGAUUAAUUGUGCUGCAACCAUGAUGUGUCCUCAUGCAUUGACUCGAGAUGGAAUUGAAAUUCAAUUUGCAGUGAAUUACUUGUCUCACUUUUUACUAACCAUGUUAUUGAAAGAUCUUGUCAUGAAAUGUCAAGGACGUGUCAUUAAUUUUUCAUCCAAUGCUUUCAAAUAUUUGAACCAAAGUGAAAAUGAUUUAUUUUGUUCCUUUACAGAAGCAUCAGUCCGAGACAACGGUCGAGAUGUGGCUUCCCCAUUUUCACAUUAUGCGCGUUCCAAGCUUGCCAUUCAACUCUCAACGAAACAUCUUUCACAAAUGAAAUUUACUGAAAAUGGAAACUCUCUCAAUAUUUAUAGUUUACAUCCAGGAGCCACUCGAACGACCUUUGUACUUCCUUUUAUUAAGAAUCAUCCCUUCAUUCACAAGUAUGUGUAUGGUCCCUUAUCGUAUUAUUUUAUGAGAUCACCAUUUCAAGGAAUUCAAACUUGUUUACAUUUAACAUUGAGUCCACUAGAAGAAUUAGAAAAUGGAGAAUUUUAUGUGGAUUGUCAAGUGGAGAAGAAGGAACAGCCACACUGUGAAAAGAAGGUCCAAAAACAGUUGUUUGAGACGAGUAUGAAUUUGUGUUCUUCCAUUCUACAGGUUGUGUAA